This is a messenger RNA of Ictalurus punctatus (channel catfish), 3205 nucleotides long. RefSeq names its product serine/threonine-protein kinase SIK2. The transcript has 12 exons. The record is from RefSeq and is a predicted model, not a curated record. The coding region runs from base 226 to 2277 and encodes 683 amino acids. NCBI's taxonomy places the organism in Eukaryota, Metazoa, Chordata, Actinopteri, Siluriformes, Ictaluridae. Gene Ontology annotation, biological process: protein phosphorylation; microtubule cytoskeleton organization; intracellular signal transduction. Gene Ontology annotation, cellular component: cytoplasm. Gene Ontology annotation, molecular function: ATP binding; tau-protein kinase activity; protein serine/threonine kinase activity.
UGUUAUGGUGAAUUAAGGCUGACCCGAGUCUACAGAGAGCACUGGGUGCAGCGGUAUCUAGAGUGAGCAGAAACCAAGAGGAGUGAUUCAAAACAAAAUCCCACAUCACGCUCCUUCUUAAACAAAAGCAAAAGGCAGGAAUUUUACCUCCGAGGAAAAUAGCUGCAAGUUACACAUGCAGAGCGUCAACAUUUUACAGUCCACACGCAGUUAACGACACUAACCAUGGUGAUACUGUCGGAGGAUGGGCGAGACGCAAUGAGCCGGGUUGGUAAACCUCUCCAGGUUGGCUUCUAUGAGAUCACCCGUACACUGGGGAAAGGAAACUUUGCUGUGGUGAAGCUGGCAAGACACAGAGUCACUAAAACACAGGUCGCCAUUAAAAUCAUCGACAAAACCCGUUUGGAUGCAUCAGACUUGGAGAAACUCAACAGAGAAGUUAAAAUCAUGAAGCUUCUGAACCAUCCACACAUCAUAAGACUUUACCAGGUUAUGGAAACCAAGAAUAUGCUGUACAUUGUAACAGAGUAUGCAAGUAAUGGGGAGAUGUUUGAUUAUCUUGCAAGCAAUGGUCAUCUGAGUGAGGACGAAGCUCGCAAGACAUUCGGGCAAAUCAUCUCUGCUGUAGAGUAUUGCCACAGACGCCACAUUGUACAUAGAGACCUUAAAGCUGAAAAUUUACUGCUGGACAGCAACAUGAACAUCAAACUGGCAGACUUUGGUUUUGGAAAUUUCUUUGUACCUGGAAAGCCUCUGAAUACCUGGUGUGGAAGUCCACCUUAUGCAGCACCGGAGAUCUUCAAGGGAAAGGAAUAUGAGGGACCGCAGCUAGACAUCUGGAGUCUAGGUGUGGUUCUCUAUGUGCUAGUGUGUGGAUCGCUGCCCUUCGAAGCUGCCUCACUUCCAGCCCUGAAACAGUGUGUCAUAGAGGGACGCUUUAGGAUUCCUUACUUCAUGUCACAGGAGUGUGAGAACCUGAUACGGAGGAUGCUGGUGGUGGAUCCAACCAAACGUAUCAGUCUGGCGCAAAUCAAGCAGCACUGCUGGAUGAAAGCUGAGCCGAUAGCAGUGUGCCAGGCUUUAUUUAACGCUCCUGAGCCUGAGAGGCACGGCCAGGCAAAUAGUUACAACGAGCGAGUGCUCAGUCUCAUGCAGACACUGGGCAUUGACAAGCAGAGGACCGUUGAAUCUUUACAGAAUGACAGCUACAACCACUUCUCGGCCAUUUACUGGCUCUUGCUGGAGAGACUGACGAACGGACAAGAACAAAUCAAAAACGCUCCAGAUUGUUACAACCCACCAGUGUUGAGAAAUUCAUUCCCUGCAAGCCGACCCAUGUUACCGUACAGAAACACUCCCUCUCCCAGCAACUUACAAGAUGGUGGAUUAAGCAGAGCGAUACGAGUACAGGACAGGAGCACCAUGCACAGACACACUGACCCUCACACUGAGGUGUCAUCCUUUAAAAGCUGGUGUCACCCACCAAAUAUUGUGGUGGAUCUAGUGGACAGUGCCACUGCAGACAUCUCUCCCACCUCUUCCUUCACUGUCUCCAGCAGCUCUUUCACUUCCCCUGGUGCUCUUUUAGACCCACAAAAUCGUAUGAACCAAUUUCAUGGAGAGUUUCCUUUUUCACUGAAAUCAGAAAGAAGCCCUUGCACUCAUUCAUCUGUCCUGAGGUUCCAGACAAGUCUGCAAGUUCCCAAUUUCCAGGAGGGCAGAAGAGCCUCAGACACGUCACUGCCCCAAGGUCUGUGGGCUUUUCAUGAGCAUUUGAGCAAGAAUGUUCACACAACAGGCAAGUUUGGUUUGAACAAAGUUCCUGUGCAGUACACAUGGCCCCCAAUACCCAACCCAGAACACACUAAUAAACCUCCAACACAAUCAUGGGAGCAUCUCCAUGGCCAGACUGAGGGCCUUCAGCACCAUCAAUGGACAUCUAAUAUUCGUUCUCGGCAUCCCCAUCUGCCAAAAAAGCCAUCUCCUCCUCCUCCUCCUACUGCGGCUAUCCAGAAUCACUCCAUCCAUCCAGCACUACACUUUGAGAGUCACUUAGCUUCUUUAUCCACUUCGGGUUACCGCAAAUUCCACUGCAACCCAUCAUCCCUCCUUCACACACCGCAGAGACUGCUCUGUCCUCAACACUAUCCACCGUCUCACUCCUGUGUGCCAGCAACCUAUAUGUGCUCCACUUCUAGCUGUUCUUCCUCAAACAUGGUGGAUUCCACCAGACUGCUCCUGGAGGCACAGCUGCAGAUAAAACCAAGCUCACGCUGAUGUUCAUUAGUAGUAACGGAGGUUUCCAUUGUUUCUGGUCACCUCUUUUGAUUUUAUAGCAAUGUAGCAACAAAUUCUAGAGCUGUUCCACUUACAGCAGAAGUAACAAAUCUAUCAUUUUAACCUGGAGAAAACACAAGGGUUUAUAAGUCCCUCUGCAUAAGAAGAUCUGCAAAAUGACUACUGUACAUGUAAAUGUAAAAUUCAUUUAAUAUUGAGUCACUUUUACCUCCACAAAAUAAUGGGAACACACAUAUUUCUGGGCUGCUGUUUAAAAUGCUAUUGACUGCUAUUAAGUGUGCAAAAAUACUAAUGGAGGAGCAAAAAUAUCCUAUUUUUAUUCCUAAGCACCUUAUCCAGGGUCCUUUAGGGGUGUUUUUUCUCAUGUAUUUCCAUCCAUCCAUUUUCUCUACCGCUUAUCCUUACUGGGUUGCGGAGAACCUGGAGCCUAUCCCAGGACUGGGUGCCAAUUCAUCACAGGGCACACUCACACACACAUUCACAUAACCCUUCAUAUACUAUGGACACAUUUUGUACAUGCCAAUCAACGUACAAAGCAUGUCAGUGGACUGGGGGAGGAAACCGGAGUACCCGGAGGAAACUCCCAAAGCACGGGGAGAACAUGCAAACUCCACACAAACAGCACUGCAGCGGUAAUCGAACCCCCCAACCCUGUAUUUAAAUAAGCAAUAAUUAUUUUUUAUGUUCCUUGUAUUGCUUGAUAUGUACAAUGCAAUCUGACCGCGAUUGGAGUAGAUGGAUGAUAAUAGAUAAUUCAUCUAUGCCAUCAAUGAUCACAUUGUGUGUGCUUUGUAUUGUGUAUAAUCUGUAUUUAUUCACCCUAUGCUUAUCUCUGUUCAUAUUUUGAUGCCAAACCAAAGAAGUAUUUAUUGAUUCGUUGUAAAUAUACAAGGAUGAAUGAUGUGCA